AGCGAACGCACAACACGGUUUUCUCGCGAAGUCGCCACAAGCAACAGAGAAAAAGAAUUCCCUUUGCUGAAGACGUACCCUACGACGCGUGGUUUAGUGAAAUUCGAAAAAAACAAAACGGAUAUCCAAGUAAACAACAUUUACGGCAGCAAUCGAAAUCGGUUUCUGAAACGUGCGGGAGUGUUGUGUGGAUAACACGAAAUCAACAGAGCUCCUUCCGCAUACGGGGAAGUGAAAGUUUCGAAUGCGUUUUGGUUGAAUCGCAUACCGCGGUGGAAAAGAAACAGCAAAAGUGACUCUCGCUGCAUUAGUUUUCCCUUUAGUUUCGGUGGUCUUACUCUAGCGUACGCGCUACAAAACCGAAACCGAACUGGUGCGACACAGCAAUAACAACAGCAAGAAAAAUACACCCGCUCGUACGUAAAAUAAUAACGCGGAGUACGGAAUAUUGAUUUUUUCAUCAGUGUGUGAAAAGCGUGGAAAAGCAUAGCAGAAAAAGGGAAAGAAAAAAGAAAAAAAACGUCCCUAUUUGAGUACGUGACUGCGAGCACACGGCACGAGUUUUCCGUUUGACAUAAACCACGAAUUUGUGCUGUUUGGUGUAGUUGUACGCGCGCGUGUGUUUGACUGGUUUUACGAGAACGAAUUUGCUGCAACAGCACAUUUGUUUGCGGAAAUUUGUUAAAAGCAACGAAUUCAACUCACCUUUGAACGUGUCCAGUUUCUCGCCAAUCUCGCCAAGAUGGCUUUCAUGAUGCCGGUGAUGAAGAACGAGUUCGAUAUCUACAAAGGGCGCCAGCGGCGGAUAUCGGAAUGUUCGAACCAAAGCAACUGCCGGUCGCGCAAGGUGUCGGAAAGUUCCCGGUCGGACUGUCCCAGCCUAUCCACCUCGCCCGGCAACGAAGGUUUCAUGUCGGGCUCGCCGGCACACCGUAGCCACCCGAUGUACAUGUCCCAUCUUGCCUCCCGGUCACAGUUCUCGCGCAACUCGUCCCGCACGUCGCAAAGCUCGCUGAUCGCUUCGAGCCCUUCGAAGGCCAGCUCGGGCAGCAGUCCGCCGAAGGGUGCAACGGGACAGGCAGUACCGGCUGCAGCCGCCGGAAGCCAGAGCAGCUUGAACAAGUUCCACACCCGGCUGGUCGACAAGUUGCGAAAGUCGCUUCGCAAAAGCAAGUCGACCGAUGGCCGGUCAUGAGAGGGGAGCGGGUGUGCUGACGCCGAAGAGGACGACGAUCCCGAUCCGGAUCCGGACGAGGACGACCACGACGACGAUACGCCCGGUGACGGGACGCAUCGGCGUGGCAGUCGGUUUGGUAGGCGGCAGCUGGAACAGGACGAGGUUCGGGAAGCCAGUUCGGACAGUGUCCUGCAUGUGCAUCACCGGAAACCACCGCUACCAAGAACGACGACGCGAGCAUCGGCGACGACAGCAGUGACGGCGGGAAAGGUCCGUUCCAGACGGGGCACCUACAGUGCACCACGGUAACUUGUGCCGGGUGUCGUUUUGUACGCGUGUUCCCAACCGCAGCCUGUCCAGAUAGUCUGAUCCAGAUCCGGUUGAGGGGGUGUGUUGAACCGAUUUCAUCCAUUCGUAGAGAGAGAGAGCGCAACGAGAGACACAUAAAAUGAGUAUGGAUUAUAAAUAACGUAAUAUUAAACUACUUAUAGUAUACUAUAGACAAAAGCAGCAGCAGCAGCAGCAGCAAUAGCAUUAGAAGAAGGAAGAGAGAGGCAUUGCAAACAAAACAAAACAAACGGGUGCGCAGCAUUAAACAAGGCAAACACAAACAUAUACACCACAAUAUAGUUGUUACAUGUGGGCUAGGCUAAUAUAAACAUCUAUCAUCAUCCUGCCCAUUAUAUCAUAUACAUUUGAAGGUGCCUCCUUCGCUUUCUACACAAUGUGUGGAGCUUGGCAUACGAACACGAAUCAAAACUAUUGAUUUUGUUUACGUUUUACGUGUGGAGUGGACUGGGAAAUGAAUGAUUUUCCGCUUUUAGUAGAUUAAGAUUUAAGCCAGAAGAAAUAUUUAUAAACGUAUGAUACGCUUGAAUGCGUCCUUCCUGAUAUCCCGUUUCCUUCCUUUCACUCUAUCUUAUUGUUCCUUUAGCUUUAGUUUCCCGUAGGAUUUUGGGUUGACAGUGUUCUCUAUGGCUGAUGGGCAUUGAUAUCAAUUUGACGGAAUUAAAUAUUGAUUUACAGUAAAGGUUGAAGUUUCGAUUCGAUUCAAUUAAACCAUUAAUACAUGGUGCACUCACUCACAUAAUAGGAAAACCCAUGCCCACAGACCUGUGAUACACGUUUCUUCGGUACACAUCGAAAAGCCUUUAACUGGAACAAAACCGACACUGAGUGCAGCAGAAGGCCAUUAUGUAUCGCACAGCAAGGAAACGGGGCAGAAGUAGUAGAAAAAUGCAUAUAUCGAGGGGGGUAGAAAGUUUGUCACCAACAUAGAAAAUAACAUCAAUACACAAACCCUUUGCACAUUAGGUGGAGGCGUUUCAAACACUGCAAAGCUCCCGAUAUCUGAUCGUAUUAGUUGAGUGGAAUCACAACGACGAGGAUGAAUAGCAAAUCCAAUAAUGCAAUUGCAUCCAUUUAGAAAAUUGUUGCUUUAGCGUCAGUGCUUUUUUGUAACAUUUCUCUGUUUAACGCUUCCGUGUCCAAACAUCCGAGAAAGUUUUAUGUUUCUCCCGUUUAGAAAAAAAAUGCAGUUGUUGUUUUCUAAUGUAAAAGUUUUGCUUUUUAUACACAAAACAUAAAACUGUGAUUCAGAUGGGCGGUGAAACAUUGUGUUAAUAUCGAAUUGUGAAUGCUUUUUAAAGGUAGAUUGGUAAAAGCAAAGCAAGACUUGCAGCUUCAUGCUAUGAGCACAUAUAGCAUAUAUUUUAUAAAAAUCGAAACAAAAACUCAAGGUAGAAAA
Messenger RNA from Anopheles moucheti, 2924 nucleotides. RefSeq lists its product as uncharacterized. The transcript has a single exon. Bases 743 to 1195 code for a protein of 150 amino acids. NCBI's taxonomy places the organism in Eukaryota, Metazoa, Arthropoda, Insecta, Diptera, Culicidae. The record is from RefSeq and is a predicted model, not a curated record.